AUGGCUGCUGCAAGAAAUACUGCUGCUGAUACAAAUCAGUCUGGAAGUUAUGUUUCAUCACGAACUGCACAAUCAACUGAUAUGACAACACCACAUACAGAAGCGGUAACUCCGGCACGACGUGUGGUUGUUAUACGUAAUACAAAAAAUCCUCACAGUGCUCAAGGACAUGUAGAUUUAAGUGAACUCGGGAGAUCUAAUUCUGAUGAAAAUCCUGCAGUGACUACCGACGGCAAUAAAUUAGUUUAUGUCAUGCGACGACCUAUAGGAUCAAAAUCAUCAUCAAGGCCACCACCACCAGCAGAAUUGCAUCAAACCGUUCCAGAGUCAAUAAAUACUACUCAAUUGCAACAUGCACGUACACUAACUCCUCCAAAUGAGACUGCUAUUUCAUUUGAUGAUCAGCCUCGAUCACCAAGUCCACAUCAUUCACCGUCCAUACGACCAAAACAUCAUACGCUCAUUACGACGUCACCAAUACAAACUGAAAAGUCGUCAUCCUAUAUACCCUAUCUAAGACGGCCGAGAUCAAAAGUUCGAACGCCAAGUCCACCUCCUAUACGAACAACAAGUUAUAAACGUAGUACAUCACCAACACAAGCUGAACAUUAUCAAGGAGUUGUACCCUAUCUGAGACGAUCAAGAUCAAAAGUUCGAACGCCAAGUCCACCUCCUAUACGAACAACAAGUUCAAAACGUUCUGUAUCACCUUCGCAAACUGAAAAUUAUCAAGAAUCUAUACCCUAUCUGAGAAGUUCAAAAUCAAAAAUUAGAGCACCAACACCAAUCGUAGAACAUACUAAUUCUGCACGUUCGCCAACUGUGAACGAAGACAAAAUUGAUGAUAUAGAUCCUCAACAAACUUUUACAUAUUAUUCAUUACAGAAUAUAAAUGAAUCGAUGAAUACAUCAAGUCCUGUCAUGGUUGAAAAUGAAGAACAUACAACACAAAAUUAUAAUGUACAAAAUAAAAAAGAUACUCAACGUACAACAGCAGCAAGUUCAGCAGUAAAAUCAGCCAAAUCUAUUGUACUGAUCAAUCCUGAUGAUCAAUCGAUUGCUGUUGUUGAAAAUUCAUAUACAAAAGGUGCAAAAUCAGUAAAGAUCGCUCGAUUUAUUGAAAGAGAUGAUGAUCGAUCCAGUGAAAGCUUAUUGAAAAGAUCUCCACGACGAGGAUGCCUUGGUUGUUUAGCAAGACAUAUGUGUUUAAUAAUACUCAUUUGUUUUAUUCUUAUUUUUAUUGGUUUAGCCGGUGCUGGUGUUAGUGCUUAUUUUUAUGUCUUAAAUUCAACGGAUAAUUUUAUUCCAACAAUUGCUGGUAUGGCUGCUGGUGGAGCUUUAGCUUUGGCUGCAUUAUUAUUUCUAUGCAUCGUAGUCGCAUGUAUUGGUUCACACGAUGGAUAUUUUAAUUACAAUGAUGAUGAAAAACAGGUUGGUGGUCGAGCAUUUGCAUUCAUACCUCCAACACAUCCAAAUGCUCAUCUAUAUAUUCCACGUGAUUAUGCGAAACUAGUUGAAAAUGGUAAUCAACUACCCAUGGCACCGAUGCCAGCACGAGCUUCGUCGAAUUUUGUAUAUGGUCACCAAUCAUUGAUGGCACCAGUAUCGACUGUGUCCUAUACUCCCCAACAAGCAAUGAAUAGAUCAAAUAGAUCAACUAUUACAGUAAAUAAUAAAUCCAAUAACGAUAUUAUUACUAUUGAAAUGCCUGAACGUCUUGUAACUGGACGAGAAAUGUCACCAAAAUCACGGGAACGUAAUUUAAAUCAAGUAGUUAAAAAUAUUGGUCACGUUGUUGAAGAUUCAAAGAAAAAAAAUAAUGGAGAUGCACCCAAGAAAGUUAUUAUUCAAAUUGAAAAGAAUAAAAAAUAA
This is a messenger RNA of Rotaria socialis, 1872 nucleotides long. The record is from the annotation of a GenBank genome assembly. NCBI's taxonomy places the organism in Eukaryota, Metazoa, Rotifera, Eurotatoria, Philodinida, Philodinidae.